Fusarium coffeatum is the source of this 309-nucleotide messenger RNA. RefSeq lists its product as uncharacterized. The coding region runs from base 1 to 309 and encodes 102 amino acids. The record is from RefSeq and is a predicted model, not a curated record. The transcript has a single exon. NCBI's taxonomy places the organism in Eukaryota, Fungi, Ascomycota, Sordariomycetes, Hypocreales, Nectriaceae.
AUGCAUUUCACCAAUUUCCUUGUUGGCUCAGUCCUCUGCUAUCUUGUCACCGCCUUCAAAGUCCCUAAGGGCACUACAGACGGCUUCUACAAAGUGCACCUCAACGCAAAUGGACAAGAAAUCCACGAACGCGUCUCAAGCCUCGCAGAUGAAGCCACACCUGCAGGCGUCUCCAUAGCGAAGCGAGCCCUGAAAGAGAAGCGAGAAUGGCGUUGGAACACAUGGUGCGGCUGCGGCAUCGAACUCAAUCACGACAAUUGCGAUGAUGCCGUCCAGGAUCUGAAGGAUCAGAUGGGCUCAGCCGUCUAG